This is a messenger RNA of Clupea harengus (Atlantic herring), 2018 nucleotides long. It is a transcript of the gene arg2, whose product is annotated as arginase 2. Gene Ontology annotation, cellular component: mitochondrion; cytoplasm. NCBI's taxonomy places the organism in Eukaryota, Metazoa, Chordata, Actinopteri, Clupeiformes, Clupeidae. Gene Ontology annotation, molecular function: arginase activity; manganese ion binding. The record is from RefSeq and is a predicted model, not a curated record.
GCCCUCGUCAAUUUCAGAAUCAGCAUCCAUCUGAAAGGGAUAGUAUCGCUUUUGUUUGCCCGGCCAAACCGUCGACUAUCGUUGCAAGACAACUUGCAGGCUUCUCAAAGCUUCCUAACUCCAUCGCAAUGGCUUUAAGAGGACCGCUUUCUCGUCUUCUUAGAACACAACUUCAUGCUUGUCAAAAGAGUCGGGCACAUUCAGUCGCUAUUUUGGGAGCUCCGUUUUCAAAAGGACAGAAAAGGAGAGGAGUCGAGCACGGACCAAAAGCCAUUCGGGAUGCUGGUCUAGUUGAGAGACUGUCAAAUCUAGAUUACCCAGUCCAUGACUUCGGAGACUUAAAGUUCCAGCAUUUGGAGAAGGACGAGCCGUUCAGGCACGUGCCGUUUCCGCGCACUGUGGGCCAGGCCAAUAAGCUUCUGGCAAGCGCAGUGAGCCGUGCCAUCGAUGCAGGACACACCAGCGUUAUGCUCGGAGGAGACCACAGCCUUGCCAUUGGUUCUGUACAAGGUCAUGCCCAGCAGUGUCCCGAUCUGUGUCUGAUCUGGGUGGAUGCCCAUGCGGACAUCAACACUCCAAUAACCUCCCCCUCUGGAAACCUCCACGGCCAGUCAGUGGCCUUCAUGCUCAAAGAACUCCAAGACAAGAUGCCAGAUAUCCCAGGAUUUUCUUGGAUGAAGCCUUUCCUCUCCUCCAGGGAUUUGGUCUACAUUGGCCUGAGAGACGUGGACCCUGGCGAACACAUUAUCCUGAAGAACCUGGGAAUCCAGUAUUUUUCCAUGAGAGACAUUGAUAGAAUGGGCAUUCAGAGAGUUAUGGAAGUUACUUUUGAUCAUCUUUUGGCCAGGAAACAAAGGCCGAUACACCUGAGCUUUGAUAUCGAUGCUUUCGACCCCUCCCUGGCCCCAGCCACUGGAACCCCAGUCAAUGGAGGACUCACUUACAGAGAAGGCAUUUACAUCACAGAGGAAAUUCACAACACAGGGCUACUGUCUGCCAUGGACCUCGUGGAAGUGAACCCUACCCUGGGUGCAAGCAGGGAGGCGGUGGAGAUUACAGCCAGUCUAGCAGUGGACGUGAUCGUCUCAUCACUGGGACAGACGCGCGAGGGUGCCCCCGUGACCUACCAGGACGAGUCCGCGUCAAAGGAAGACACGGAGCAGCUGCGGCUUUAGAGCGGCAGGCACAAGUCAUGAACUGUUAUAUCUCACAAUUCUGCAUUCCAAACGUUCUUUAAAAGUCUGUACUUUGAGACCAGAUCACAAAUGUGGCUGGAACAAUUUUUGCUGUGGUUGGAUUGUCUGCUCACGUAGGGUGUUGAUUCAGAAGUGGUGCAUCAUCCCGAAUGCAUACAAUGACCGCAACAAAUGACUGCCUGAUUACAGGUACUUACAUUUAAGGUCCAGUGAGCAAGUGACUGUGUGUGUUUAUGUCAGUAUGCUGAGUAUCCAGGCUGUCAGGACUGCUGUUUGUAGCUCGGGUUACAGGUGAAAUCAGUCGAAUGUGGACAAAAUAAUACAGUUUACCUGUAGGAAGUGAAACUUCCUGGAAAAUACAAAAAAGACACAAGCAAAAAAAACAAAACAAAAACAGCUUUAAAUUUCACCAGUUAAGACAGGCCAUGGACAACCUUGGCUGCCAGUCCACAUUGGCUGUGCCAGUGACACCUACGCAAUAAUGAGAAAUGUUUGCACUUUAGGACCAGGUGCGUUUUUUAAUAUAGUUAUUUUAUAUAGUUGUACAGUGUGUCUCUUGAGUGACUUUUUGCCAAGUACAGUUUUAAUUUAUAUAGCCUAGAGCACAUAUUUUUAUUCCGUUUGUUUUAAUGUACCAAUCCUGGAAAAGAGCUUAAUUUUCCUGGGACAUAUCCUUGUCUUGGAAAUUACAUGAAAAGUAUGGCAAGUAACUGUCCUCUUACCAGAAAUAGAGAUACCAUGUCUGUUUACAGAUUUAGGGUUGAACUGCUUUUACUUAUCUUUCUGAAUAAUUCAGAACUCAAUAAAAUACUGAUAAGUGAA